CUCUGGCUCCCCCCUCACCCCACUCCCUCGCCUGUUCUCAAUACCCCAGGACUUCCAGUUUCAUCUUCCUGCCCCCUCCAGACUGAAACCAGCCCCUUCAGGCCCCACUCGGCACUAGUGAUUGGGCCUGCCCACCCUCAGGGAGGUGCCUCAUGGCAGCCCUCCCACCACCGCCCCCUGGGCCUGGUUUCCUCAGGAAAAGCCUUGGGAGGAAACAGGGAGGGGGUUGGAGCUGUGGGGGCCAGGCUCACUCAAACCCUCUCACUGCACUGGCCGCCAUGGGCCUGCGGCUGCUGCUCCCCCUGCUACUGCUCUGGACUCAGAAGACCCAGGGGUCUGAGCUGGACCCUAAUGGGCGGCAUGUCUGCAUGGACAACAGCCCCUCUGCUGAGCUCCAGUGCUGCCCAGGCUGGAAGCAGAAGGAUCGAGAAUGCACCAUUGCCAUCUGUGAGGGACCCGAUGCCUGCCGGGAAGACGAAGUAUGUGUGAAGCCAGGCCUCUGUCGAUGCAAACCUGGCUUCUUCGGGGCCCAGUGCAACUCCCGCUGCCCGGGCCAGUACUGGGGCCCCGACUGCCGGGAGAGCUGUGCCUGCCACCCCCAUGGCCAGUGCGAGCCCGACACCGGUGUGUGCCGCUGCCAAGCCAACCGCUGGGGUAGCCGCUGCGAGUUCGAGUGCACUUGCAGCCCUCACGGGCGCUGCGACCCGAAGACCGGCGCGUGCCACUGCGAGGCGGGCUGGUGGUCGACCAAGUGCCACCACCGGUGCCAGUGCAACCCAGUGGCGGCCCGCUGUGACCAGGCCACCGGCAACUGCCUGUGCGAGGUGGGCUGGUGGGGCCGCCGCUGCAGCUUCCGCUGCAAUUGCCACGGCUCGCCGUGCGCGAAGGAGUCGGGUCGCUGCGCCUGCCGGCCGGGCUGGUGGGGCCCCGAGUGCCGGCAGCGGUGCGAGUGCGUGCGCGGCCGCUGCGGCGCGGACUCCGGCCAGUGCGCGUGCCCGCCCGGCUUCCGCGGCCUGCGCUGCGAGCUGCCCUGCCCCGCGGGCCUCUACGGGGCGCAGUGCGGCCACAGCUGUGGCCACUGCGAGCAGAAUGAGCCGUGCUCUGCAGACACAGGCAGCUGUAAGUCCUGCGAGCCGGGCUGGAACGGGACCCAGUGCCUCCAGCCCUGCCCACCUGGUACCUUCGGUGAGAGCUGUGGACAGCAGUGCCCCCAGUGCAGGCGUGGGGAGGCCUGCCAGCCAGACACUGGGCACUGUCUGAGCUGUGACCCUGGCUGGCUGGGGCCCAGGUGUGAAGAUCCCUGCCCAAGUGGCACCUUUGGGGAGGGCUGUGGCUCCACCUGCCCCACCUGUGUUCAGGGGGCUUGUGAUGCUGUGACUGGGGAGUGUGUCUGCAACGCUGGCUACUGGGGACCCAGCUGCAACGUCUCAUGCCCAUCUGGCUUCCAUGGAAACAACUGCUCUGCUCCCUGUGAAUGCCCGGAGGGACCCUGCCACCCUGUCUCUGGGGCCUGCCAGCUGGGGUCUCACAGUCAGGACGCCACCCUCAUCGCUGGCAUCCUUGUGCCUCUGCUGCUGCUCCUCCUGGGCAUUGCCUGCUGUGCCUGCUGCUGCUGGGCUGCCCGGUUGGACCCCAAGGACAGGCCAGCGAGCGAUGGAGCUGCUGUGUCCAGGAAGAAGCUCCAGGUCUUGUGGGAGACACUGACCAGCCUGAGCUUCGCGCUACCCUGCAGGUCCCUCAGCAGCCACAAGCUUCCCUGGGUGACAGGUAGGUGGGCGCUGAGGGUCGGGGCUGGAAUGGGACACGGCUUCCCGUCAGGCUCGGCGCCUGACCUGGAGCCCCCUGCAGUCUCCCACCACGACCCGGAGAUCCCCUUCAACCACAGCUUCAUUGAGCAGCCCUCUGCGGGCUGGGCCUCGGACGACUCCUUCUCUUCUGAUUACGACUGUGGAGAAGAGGAUGAGGACCCUGCCUACUGCGUGCCACCCCAAGAAGGGAUGGUCCCUGUGGCCCAAGCAGAGUCACCAGAGGCCAGCCUGGGUGAUGGUCCCUUCCCUCCCCCUGAGGAUGCCUCCACCCCAUUCGCUAUCCCACGCACGUCCAGCCUAGCACGGGCCAAGCGACCCUCGGUUUCCUUUGCUGAAGGCACCAAGUUUGCACCGCAGAAUCGCCAAAGCUCCGGGGAGCUCUCCAACCCACUCCGCAAGUCCAAACGGCUCUCCCGGGGUGGCCAGCCAGGUCCUGAAAGCCAGGAGGCUGAGGAGUCCACGGGCCCUGAAAAAACGGAAAGGGACAAGGCCCCUCCUGGGGCACCCAGCCCCAAGGAUUCAGCCACGGGCCACCGCCGGCUCCCACUUGGUGGCCGGACAGUGGCUGAGCGCGUGGAAGCCAUCGAAAGCAGUGUCCAGGAGAGCUCAGGCUCCGUAACCACAAUAUACACCUUGGCAGGGACACCCUGGGAAUCUGAGGGCCCGGUCCGGUCUGUCCUCCGCCGUUUCGGUAGCUUCCAGAAAGGCCAGGCAGAGCCCAAGGUCAAGAGUGCCAUCCCCAAGCCUCCUCGUCGGGCAUUGAGUCGGAACAAGGGCAGACCCGGGCUGGCCUCUGGCUCUGCCAGUCAGAGCCCUGGCCCAGCCCCCAACGAGGAGCCCACUGGGGCCUCGCAGCCCGCAGGAACUGGGCCAGAGGAGGUGGCCAGUGGGCUGAGGGAUGGCAUCAAGAGCUCAGGGAGGGUCCAGGAGCUGGGCCCCGGUGGCCCCCCAAAACAGGAUCCCCAGAAGCUGGCUGACGAGGAAGGGCAGGAGGAGCCCCAGUAUGAGAAUGUUGCACCCAUCUCUGGGCCACCAGAGCCCCGAGGACUGUGAAUUUGGGGAGUGGGAAGGCUAUGGAUAGGGGGUAGGCAUCGAACUGCCUCUGCAUCAGAUUGUAUUUUGUGCUGGAAAAAGGUCCCAGGGCCAGGAAAGACCUCCCAGAGCCUCUGGCCUUGGUGGGGAAACAGCUGAGGUAGAGGCCAGUUGGCUCUGGGCCCUGGCGGUGUUCCAGGGAAGGUCUGGAAGGCCUGGGCAGAGACCCCAGGGGAUGGGGUCAGGAAGGGGAACGAGACGGCUGCAGGAACGUUUUGCUGUUGUCCUGGACUUUGCUUUUCUUUCCUUCAUUUGCAAAAUAUUUUUCUAAAAUGGAAAACAACCUAAAUGUUUGAUGAUAAAAGAUUGGUUAAAUAUUUUUUAUGAUAGGUUCCUAAACAACCAUGAAAAAUUAUGUUGUGUAAGAGAGCGAGAGAGAGAAACAUCGACGGGUUGCCUCCCACAUGGCACCCUGACCAUGUGCUCGUACCCGCAACCUGGGUAUGUGCCCUGACCAGGAAUUGAACCCGCCACCUUUGGUGUAAGGACGAUGCUCCAACUGAGCCACACUGGCCAGGGCUCAUUUUCUUUUUAAACUUUUGUAUAAUUUGCAUAUUUUGUACAGUGAAUGUUCUUUUUACUUUCCUCACUCGAUUAAACUUUUAUU
Molecule: messenger RNA, 3507 nt
Organism: Myotis daubentonii (Daubenton's bat)
Lineage: Eukaryota; Metazoa; Chordata; Mammalia; Chiroptera; Vespertilionidae
Gene: SCARF1
Product: scavenger receptor class F member 1
Biological process (GO): heterophilic cell-cell adhesion; dendrite development; positive regulation of neuron projection development
Cellular component (GO): membrane
Molecular function (GO): scavenger receptor activity; low-density lipoprotein particle binding
Source: RefSeq, a predicted model, not a curated record